ACGACCACGGAGCUCAAGUUAAGGGUGAGGGACAGCGCUGAGAGCACCGUGGAGACGGGCAGCAGUACGGGCCAGACGUGAGCGGGUAUGACCGAGGAGGAGGCGACGGUGGUGGACUCCUUCACCGCCGCCUGGUGGGACCGCAGCUGGAAUAUUAAGAUCACCGAUAAGACGGUCAUGAUGGCCGACAGCACUCCCAGGAAGGACAGGACAAUUAAAGACCUCUGGCUGUACUUGAGCGUCAUGUUUAUCCUGAAAUUGGCUCCAGAAGGGCGGAAAGAGAAGCUUCCCGUCGUCCAGUGGGACUCCCCAACUCCCUACAGUCCUGCGCCGUGGGCAGGCAUUGCAGCGUGUGGAAAAUGUUCCCGGAGGUCCUGUCCGGAGGGAAACCCUUUUCUUCCUCGACUCGUGGGAGAAGACAUGGGGAGAAAGAAAAUCCAAAUUUCUCGUAUUCUUGACCAGAGAAACAGACAGGUGACCUUCACUAAGCGUAAGUUUGGCCUGAUGAAGAAGGCGUACGAGCUGAGCGUGCUCUGUGACUGCGAAAUCGCCCUCAUCAUCUUCAACAGCACCAACCGUCUGUUCCAGUACGCCAGCACUGACAUGGACAAAGUUCUGCUGAAAUACACAGAGUACAGCGAGCCGCACGAGAGUCGCACCAACACCGACAUAUUGGAGACGCUGCGCAGGAAAGGCCACGGCCUGGACGGCUCCGAGCUCGACAGCGAGGAGAGCGCGCAGGCGGCGGCCGACAAGUAUCCCGGCAGCGACAGCAUGGAUCUGUCUGUGGCUCGCCAGCGCUUCUGUCCUCCCUCUCUUUUGUCACCGGAGACUCAGUUCCUCGUGUCCGCCGGGUGUGAGAACGGCUUCCCCAACUCUUCGGCGUCCAGCGCAGCCUCCCACCGGCCCCCUGGGUUUAAAGCGCUGAGCUCUCGUCCGGGUUCUGCGAGUCCAGCAGGACCGCACCCGGCGUUCAUGUCCCCACAUCCAGGCAUCGGCUACUCCGUGUUCUCCCAUGGCAACCUGAACCGAGCUCUGGACAUGAAAAGCCCUCCUCCUCUGAGCAUGGGCAGCGAAAACCUGCGGGCAGACCCUGCUAAUCAGGCCAUGGGGGCCACAAGAGUAAACCACAACUCUGCUAGGAGUCUGCUGUACCAGGGCCUGCACAGCAGCAGCUCGAUGGUGGCGAUGGGUAAAGCGGGUCUCCUGAGUCACAGUUUGGGGGGCUACGGGCUCCCCCCUGCUGGAGCCUCUGAGUACAGCCAGCCUGGUUUCUUUCACUCUGUCAGUUUACAGCGAGGACCGGUGAAUCCCUGGCAGCAUGAGUCUCAGACUCCUCAUAUCAGCUCAGGAAUGUCCAGCGGGGGGUGCUCCUUCCCACCUCAGUCUUGCUCCUCCAACUCCUCUCAUCUUGCCUCCUUGAACCUCAGCAUCAAGUCGGAGCGAAGCUCGCCUGACCACAUGUGCUCUCCGUCCUCCCCUCGUCUGCACCACCUCAGGCAGCAUUCGCCCACGGGCAACGCCGACGUGGCGCGCCACAGCCCUCCGGAAGCCCACCCGGCCAACAGGACGAAGGAGUUUCCCAAAGCCGGCUACCCGCAGGACGGAGAGGAGCGAGGGCAACCUGUCAGGCAGCUGGAGAUGAGCGACGGCUGGCAGAGAUAGCCAGCUGCCACCGCCUCCCGCUCAACGGCUGCCAACAAAACCCGACGGGGUCGAGAUGUUUUCUAGAGCGUCCCCUCCCCCCAGCCCCGUUGGGGACGUCUCGUCUCGCAGAGCUGGGCUCUUCAGGGUGGGAAAGAAAUCCUCCCUUCAAGUCACUCGCUUGAUCCCACGAGGCGAUAGACGCAUACAGACUUUCUCCUUCUUUUUUUUUUUUUUUUUUUAGA
Molecule: messenger RNA, 1889 nt
Organism: Xiphophorus maculatus (southern platyfish)
Lineage: Eukaryota; Metazoa; Chordata; Actinopteri; Cyprinodontiformes; Poeciliidae
Gene: mef2b
Product: myocyte enhancer factor 2B
Exons: 9
Coding region: 88-1665 (525 amino acids)
Biological process (GO): positive regulation of transcription by RNA polymerase II
Molecular function (GO): RNA polymerase II cis-regulatory region sequence-specific DNA binding; DNA-binding transcription factor activity, RNA polymerase II-specific; protein dimerization activity
Source: RefSeq, a predicted model, not a curated record